Messenger RNA from Astyanax mexicanus (Mexican tetra), 6395 nucleotides. It is a transcript of the gene tbkbp1, whose product is annotated as TBK1 binding protein 1. NCBI's taxonomy places the organism in Eukaryota, Metazoa, Chordata, Actinopteri, Characiformes, Acestrorhamphidae. Gene Ontology annotation, cellular component: cytoplasm. Gene Ontology annotation, biological process: canonical NF-kappaB signal transduction. The transcript has 10 exons. The coding region runs from base 190 to 2109 and encodes 639 amino acids. The record is from RefSeq and is a predicted model, not a curated record.
UGAUCUCUGCCCACAGUGAGCGCGAUAGAGCAGGGAAAGCAGAAGCAGCAGCGGCGGCGGCGGCAGCAUCAUCCGGCGCACAGCCUCUCUCAGCUCGCACUGCUGGGGUUCCUGGACCCCCGGACCCCCGUUAAGCCAUGGCAGCCGAGGUCCGGUCAAUGGGGCGUCGCUGAGGAAGGGGAGUGAGUGAUGGAGUCUCUGUUUGGGGGGGAGCUGGGCCUGCUGGGGGGCAGUGAGGGACUGAAAGAGGAUGGCUGUGGAGUGGGCUGGUCCGGAUCGCCCUCUCCGGAGGACAUGUACUCAGCCUCCCACUUCGCCCUCAUCAGCGCUUACCAGGACAUCAAGACCAGGCUGGUGGGGCUGGAAAGAGAGAACACCGACAUCAAGAGGAAACUGAAGAUCUACGAGAUAAAGUUUCCUAUGAUCGGUGACUUCGGCGAUGACAGAAAUUCCUACUGCUCCUUUGAGCCCAAAGACACAGCUCUGCUCCAAUCAGAGAACGGCAAUCUACAGCAACGAAUCAACAUCCUUACUCAUGAGCUUCAGAAGAGUAAGGAGCGUGAGGAACAGCUGGAAGAUGUGAUUCAGGCCUAUGAGAAGAUCCACAUGGAGAAGAGCAAUCUCCAAAGAGACUUGGACAAGAUGACGUCUCUGGUGGAGAAGCACGUGGAGCGGAUCCACAGUCUGGAGUCUGCGCUGAGGCAACGAGAGAGCUCACUCCACAAACUGAACACACAACUGCACAGCAAAGACAUGCAGUACCUGCAGCUGCAUGCCAGCCCAGAUACACACAGACUGGACUGUCCAGCUUUGACCCUUCAGAGCUCCCGCAGUCUGGACACUCUGUCCGAUCUCAAACUGCAACAGUUGGAGGCGGAGCUAGAAGGGGCGCGGCACGAGGCUCAGGGGGCGUGCCAAAGGGAGGAGGAGCUAAAGGCUGAGUGUGAGAGACUGCAGGAAGAGUUAAGAGAGCUUCAGAAUAACCAGAGGCAACGGGAGGUGAACUCCACCUGUGCCCAGUGUGACGUGGAGUGGAUAAAGAAGGUGGGAGACGAACAGGUGAACCUGGCCCUGGCCUACACUGAGCUAACCGAGGAACUUGGCAAGCUGCAGGCACUCAGCGCCAAACAGACAGAGAUCCUGAGGAAAGCCUCGCAGGAGCAGGCCAGUCCAGUUCAGCGUCAUUCUCCUGUGCCUCUCCAGAGGCAUUCACCUGUUCCUCAGCGCCACUCCCCCAUCCAGCAACGCCACUCCCCCAUCCAGCAGAGGCACUCCCCUGUGCCCCAGAGACGCAGCCCAGUGCUGCAGCGCCUUUCCCCAGACAUGCACCGCCGCUCACCCCUGCCUGAAAUCAGCGAUGGCCCCGCCUCCUACUCCUGCAGGCCAACCAGCCACCACCUGAGAGCCAGCUUUCAAGGGCGCCGGAGCUACUCGGAAGUAGCAGACCCAUCGGCCUACCAGCGGCCUCCUCGCUUCACCCUGGACCCCGUCUCCACCCUCCCCAAACCCCGGCCCUAUGUGGAAAGCUACCACAAGCAGCAGUCCCCGCAACAAUCACAGCAGCAGCAGCAGCAGCAACACGGAGGCAGCCCUCACAUUCUAUCUCAGAGACGAGGCUCGCAGCCCGGGCUUCAGGUCGUGGGAGGUGAAGGGAGUCUAGCUGAAUCCCCGAGACACUCCAGAGAGCUCUCUUUCCAGCACCAGGAGUUGUCCCAUCUGCAUUACGAGCCCCAGCCAGGCCCGGCGCCACUCCAUUCCUCCCCCCAGCCACCCCAUUCCUCAGAGGACGAGGAGGAGUGGACCUGCCCCCAUCCUAUCAGUCCCCCGCGGACACUGGGCGCUUCUGGCCCUGCCUCCAGCAUGAGAGGCCCCGCCUCCUGCUCCGCCUUCCCAAUACCAGCACGCCCCAACACACUAAGCUGCCAUCCACCUGGGUACCUGCAUGCAGAACAUGCCCAGUCCUGGCCUUCCAUUAAUCUGUGGAUGGAGACAGAGGAGGAGAGUGAUGUCAGGAGCUGCCCGCUGUGCCAAGUGAUCUUCCCCGUUGGUUACCCUGAUGACGCCCUGAUCAAGCACAUCGACUCGCACCUGGAGAACAGCAAGAUCUAACACCCCCCGCCCCCCCUCACACCCCUCACACCCCCCCCUCUCUUUUAGACUUUCACUAAAGUCUCAUUAGCAGCUCUUAUGCGCUUAGCUGGAUGCCUUGAAAGUGAGAGGAGAGCCAGCAUGCUGAGGUAAGAUAAAGCGAGGCCUUAUAAAGUGGGGCUGAUUGUGAUUCUGUAAUAUCAUAGCAGAUGUAUAUGCAGUGUUUAUAUGGUGUUACGUUAUGAAUGCCACCGAGAGAUGAAAAAGGCUUUUAAGGCUCCUUCCGAGCGCAAUGUAAUCACGACCCUAUUUAUUUAUUUAUUUAUUUAUUUAUCUAUUUAUUCAUUUGUUUAUGUAUUCGAGAUGUUGGACUCUUUUUCAGUGUCAUAUCUCCCUGCACACAGACUGACUGUCCUUGGAGUUAAAAGAGCAGUCAUAAUCCAAAUAAACCACUCCCAUAAACACGCAUUACUUCUCCUGACAGAGUAAAUUCAAAUGUUUGGGAUGUAACUAUUGUUUCUGUACCACUGCAAACCUCUCAGAGUUUAAAUGAGCUGUUAGCAAUCCUUUUGUUGACUGUUAUGAAUUGGGGUACAGCAAGAGGUGGGUAGCGACUAGUUACAAUUAUGCAGUUAUAUAUAUUUACAGGUGCCAAAGAGUCAGUUUAUUGAGCAUUUCAAACAGUUCUUCCAUUUACCUCAGAAGUCGGAUGUCAGAGCUAAUAAUGACGUCACAGCGGAGUUGACAGUUUUCACAAACAAUACUUAUCAAGGUUUGUCAUUAAUUUACCAGUGUUUUUUGGUGAAUCCAACUAAAAAAAUCACCCAGUUUUUAUUUUAUGUGCAAUGAUUGUUAGCAUAGUCCCAGAGUAGCUUUGUUGUUGCAGUAUUUUGCACAACAGAAUACUAUAAAAACAUGUCCACAGAUAGAGGUUGGAAAGUAUUGUGGAUGACCGAACUCAAGAGACUCAAAUACAUAGAUAGAAGUACUAAUAAACUGUGUAAUACCACUGCUUUUACUACUGUUGAUGUGCAGUCUUCUUGGAUUCUAAUUUAGACGUUGAGGAAGCUCUUCUUUCCAAAUUGGAAAUCUGAAAGUGGGAGCGUUCAAGUUGAAAUUUCCAACUGGGAAAUAAUGAAAUUCAAAUAUUACAUACAUUUAUUUAAGACGGAGAUUCUCAGAUGCUGCUGAACAAGACUAUUUACAACCCUUCCAUUUCCUUUUACUGAGAAAUUGCAGGAAAAUAAUGAUAAGUUCGGCUUUCAUCAAACCAGCCAGUUUAUAAAACUAGAGCAAUAUUUUAACAUUGUAACAGAAAGGCUAUAAAUAUUCAUGAGUCUUACCGGAUGGUAUUGCUUUAGCUCAGUAUGAUGUGCUGUUAGCAAGCUAAACAGAGUUGAAUCAGGUCAGCUUUUAGCCUUUCCCCUGCUACCUUCCCCUGGUUUGCCUUUCUAUAGUCUUACAGCUAAAUAACAUAAGCCAGCACUUUCCUGAUUCUUACUGAUGUGUGUUUAACUCCAGUUUUGUAAUCAUGUGAGAUAGACCAGUUUUUUUUUUUUUUUUUUUUUUUAACGCUACUGUUAGCGCUUUUAGCACAGUGCGAUUCCCUACUUCCUCAUGUGCAAACUUUGAGCUUCUCACCUGGAGACACUGGCGACGAGAAAGGCCAGUAAUAUGCCAAGGAAAAUACAUUUUGUCAUUCAAAAAUCCAAAGUCUAAUUUUGAAUGAUUGCCUGCAAUUGUUUCCUGAAUUUAAUUUCAUUAGGUUGUGUGAGAUGACAGCAGCUUUGUAAUCAGUUAUGCACCUGCUGUUUGAGCUUAAUCGUCUUAUUUAAAUCCAAAAUGUUCACUAAAAGAGAAGAAUAUAGUCUAAUUGUUUUAGUGAUAAAUGCAUUAAGAGUUUCCACUGCAGGUACUUCAGUUGUUUUGUUGUUUUUAAUAUUUCAGUGAAGUAAAUGUUUACCUGAGUAUGGAUUUAUGCUACUCUGCCCACCUCUGGAAACAAUUCAGCUCAACACUGAGACAUUUCUAAAGUGCUACAGAAAAGGGUUAAGAACCUAAACAUUUGAAUUUACAGUGCAAACAUGGCCGUACAGACGAAUGCCAUGUACAUUUUCAUUGUCUGAAGAGUGAUUGUUUGAUUGUUGUAAAGAGGGUGUCCUGCAGGGCGGGGCAUCGCGGCCUUGGUAAAAGAGGGGAUAUGAGGUACCUGGCCAAUGGCUGCAUUUGUAAUGCAUAUAAUAUAAAUAUCAUUUGAAUUUCAGCACUUUAUACAGACCCUUAAUAUCCAGUUUACCUUUACAAGUAUGACUAACACUGAGGCAAAAAAUAACCGAAGAGAUAUCAUUUAUUUUUAAUAUUCCCAACCGUCUAUCUUAAUUACUCCUUAGCUUGGUAGAACUUCCCUUUAACACUUUAACUUUAACUAUACACACACGUGUACCUAUAUGUAAACUCACUAUUACAUCUCCACUGUUCGUCUUCCUCUGUGAGAAAGGAAAGUCCUUGGAUGAAGAAGUAUCUUAACAGGGUAUCAACCACAUGGUUCCAAUCAUCCAAACUCACAGAUGCUUAAGCAAAACACAGAUGCUAAUGUCUUAAAUGGAUCAAAUGUAUUAUACAAAUGUAUCUUCAAAUGAGAUUGGGUUGGAGGACAAUGUGGGUAUUUAUCUUAAAUUUGAUAAAGCUCUUUAUUACUAUAAAAUCUUCAGAUUAUCCAACUUCUCCACAAACUUGGAUGGAUUUUCUUUCUCCCAGGUUGAUACCGUGGAUUUGUCUGAGAUGCACAUCAUGAAAUGAUAAGAGAUUCAUUCUUCUGACCAAAUCACUAAACACUUUAAGCAAAAAUGCUUCACUGUAUGUACUGUAAAUGUACCGGACCUGUAUUUAAAGCCAGUUACGUGUAUUAACCUGUAAAAUCUGUGUACAUAAAUAGACAUUUUGUGAGCUCAAAAGAGAGUGAAGAACGAAAGAAAGGAAAAUAUUGGAGAUCGCAAAUUAAUAUCCCAUACACUUACUACAGUAAUAAGACACUGGAGGCCAGUAUGGCAAGAACGAAGUGAAACAUUUUAAUUAGCUACCUUCCCAGCUACUCUUUCCUGUGUUUGCCCUGUACUGCAUUGCGAACUCUCCCUGCUAGCGACUCGCUGUCCGAUAUUCAUGGCCCUUGUAAAAGUCAGGCCACUUAACAUCCCAGUGACCCAAUUAACGAGCUACCAAAGAGGGAAAGUAGCACAAAAUGAUCACAUCAUUACUGCCCCAAGUGCUAAAUUACAUGGCCAAAUAUAGCUGGGAGCAGACAAACCCUUUACACUGGCUGUCAAAUAAGUGGAGAGGAUUUUCAAAACUGGAUAAAGAGAAAAAAAUCAAAUACUAAAAAUGGUAAGAGGGGAAUGCUAGCCUUCAGAGUAAUUAGUAUUAAGAUUAAGACUCAAUAUUAACACAAAUAUUUUAAUCCAGUAUUAUAUAAAUAUUAUAAUCCAGUACUUAAUAAAAGCAGUACAGUAUGAUCAACCUUAAGACUUAAAAGUUAAAAAAGUUUUGGAAAUAUGGUCUAAAAUUAGUUAAAUAAAAGUACCAAUUAAGCAUAUCAACCUCACAUUUUGAAACAUUUUGAGUGCAACCUUUUAAAGGCCUGAGCUACAUUUAGUAUAUAUAUAUAUAUAUAUAUAUAUAUAUAUAUAUAUAUAUAUAUAUAUAUAUAUAUAUAUAGAGAUGAUGUGAUACUAAUGUGCAGACCAGUGCAAACACAGUGAUUCUACUGCAUAAUCAAAUCACACACAGCACAUGUACAUUCAGUCAGACCGGCAUCCUUCUCCACUGAGCUACAGCGUAGAGACAAAACAACACUUACGCCACUAUUCACAAAGAGUUCACUCAGGAGUUAUUUAAAGAGCUAUUGCUGAUGUUUCUCUUCCUCAGCCCGCACUUCUUAAAAAAAAAAGCAGAUCACCUGUCUCUGAAUCUUCUUCUAGUGGUUUCUCUUUCAGCCUGUAGUUUGGUGUGUGACUACCUUGUGAUAUUCUUAAAUAACUCAGGGGACAAAGCUUUGUGAAUAUGGCUCCUGUACCGCACUUCUUUAAACCUCCACAGAGACAGUGUGAUAACUCGCCAAAUCUGUGACACUGCAGAGAGAACAUUAAUGAGGUGUAAUUAUAGAAAUAUUUUGUGAUAGUAAUGAGGGACUUGUAAAAAAAAAAAAGAAAAAAAAUACAAAUAUUAUAAAAAGAUAGAUUAAAUAAAUGCAUAAUGUGUCAUUUUUUUUCUUUCUGUAAAUACUAUGGUAAAUAAACGGGAACUUGCACUGA